CAAAUUAAACUUAACUCUCUAUGUCCUCUCUAUUAUAGGAAAGAAAAGUAUACUCCUUUAAGAGGCGCAUUAGAUUUUCAAUCCCCCAAUAAUCUCUGUCCUCUCUAACUCUAAAGCGCUUAUGUCCUUAGAAAUUGAAACCCUAAGCAAAAUCAAUCAGUCUGACCAAACCAGUGGGGUGGUACUUGCAACAAUCGCAUAGUGAGAUCUAACUUCGAUAAACGGUACCGCCGCUCGAGCUCACGGUUUAAUUACAUAUAGUCAGAUCAUUUAAGAGGGAAGAAGCACUGCCCUGCCAGAUUUUAUGAAGAAAAAGGGUCCAGCCUCUCAAUUUUCGCAAAGCAAGUCAUUCUUGCUGCUAAAGGAAGCAUCAUCUGCUAGGAACCAUUAUAGACGAAGGAGGUGCAUGCCAAAAAGAAAAAAGAAAAGCUUGGGAAAGAAAGGGAAAAAUAAGGGUGAGUGCAUCUUGGUGGACAGAAUUAGUGAGUUGCCAGAUGAAAUUCUUUUUAGUAUAGUGUCUCUUUUGCCACUAAAGGAAGCAGCAGCUACCAGUGUCCUUUCUAAGCGAUGGCAGUAUGUGUGGACGUCUACUACAACUCUCAAUUUUGAUGCUAAAUUUGAAGUCCAUGGAAAUUUAUGGCGCUUCUUUCAAAUGAAACCAGAACUGAAAGACCUGGAAACACGUAGAUACGUCGAUUGGGUAAACACUGUGGUGGAACAACAUAGAGGCCCAGCCAUUGAACGAUUUAGGGUUUGCUCUUCUAUAAAUUCUCGUUUUACAAGUUCCAUUGAUAAAUGGAUUCAUUAUGCAAUGAGUAAGAGAGUUCAAAUACUUGAGCUGGUGUUUCGUUUUGAUUUUGUUACUCCUUAUACAGAACUCUAUCAAUUUCCCCACAAACUAUUAGGUAUCAAAAACGAUUCUACCUUGAAGCUUAAGCACAAGCAUUCUGACAUUCCAAGUCUACACUCGUGUGGAUACAAUGUUGGAUUUAAGUUCCUCAAAGUUCUUCAUUUCCAGUAUGUUGAUGUGACUGGUGAAGUUCUCGAGUACUUAUUGUCUAACUGUCAGGUUCUUGAAAGAUUAACAGUGAAUUCUGCUAUGAAUUUGGUAAAGUUAAGAGUUGUUGGUCCGUUGAUUGCAUUGAAAUAUUUAGAUAUACAAUGGUGUGCGGUCCUAGAAAGUAUUGAAAUUCUUGAUGCAACAAACCUUGUUUCAUUUAUUUACCAAGGAGGUGCGAUAAACUUGCUUCUCAGUAACGUACCUUUGCUGGUUGAGGUAUCCAUUUCUGAGGAUCUUGUUGCUUCCUUCUAUAGAGAGGGUCAUUAUUACUUUAAAUCCAUAGAGCUUCCCUUCUCCCAACUCUCAAGUUGUCUUUCUCAGCUAGCGGUUCUCAUGCUGGAUAUCGAAGGAGCGAUGUACAAUGAGAAUCAUGUAUUUCCUGUAUUAGCAAAUCUCAAGCAUUUGGAACUAAUAGUUACAGCAAAUAAUCGCGGGGCUCUUUGUCAUUUAAAUUCUUUCAUGAAGGCAUCUCCUUGCUUGCGGAGACUUGUGCUGAAGUUGGGUUUCUCAUCCUUAAAAGGAGCAGGGAAAAAAGAGAGAGUUGGCAAAUGUCCCCAUCCUAACCUCAAGGUAGCAGAAAUAGUAGGGUAUCGUGCUGAAAUAUGUGUUGCUGAACAUGUCAUGUACCUUAUAAAAAAUGCCAUUGCACUAGAGAAAUUAGUUAUUGAUCCUGUUCGGCGUUGGGAGUAUCCUAGUGAAUUAUAUCCUAGUGAAAAGGAUAGGGGAGUCAAACAAGUCAAAGAGGAAGUGGAAGCAAGAGAUCAUGCUAUGCAACAGCUGAAGGGAAAAGUGGCUUCAACUAUUGAAUUUGUAUGUCUGUAGUAGUAAGUGCUGUGGUAUGAGCAAACAAACUCGAAAAGAUACAUGCUUUAUCUUUACUUGUUUAUAUAAUCUUUAAACUUAGUCCAAGCUCAGCUUCUUCUACGAAAUUAAUUAUAUGACAAGCGGGCAUUGGCGACGUUGGCAUUCA
This is a messenger RNA of Prunus avium (sweet cherry), 2030 nucleotides long. Lineage: Eukaryota; Viridiplantae; Streptophyta; Magnoliopsida; Rosales; Rosaceae. The record is from RefSeq and is a predicted model, not a curated record.